AUGGUACCAUCAUCAUGGCGUCCUGCCCGGAAUCCUAUGGAAUCCCAGCAAGCAAGACCAGCGGUGCCGGUCCUACUUUCAACAGACCCACCGCUUCCCUCGGUCGGGAGCCAUCCUCCUAAGAGGAUACUACAGACAACGCCCUAUCCUAAGCGGGCACGAAAGACAGCCAGAACAGAGAAUGGUCUAACCCGGUCAUCUCAGAACCAGGUUUCUCUACAGGAUAUCUCCGAGAGAACAUGGAACAUGCGGGGCGCCUCGUUCUCCCAGGGCAGGGAUUCGAGCGGUCUAUCCCAGCCAGAGAAAGCUGGUGUAGCACUACCAACCUCCGACAGCAUCGCCAUGUCGCAGCCGUCGCAGAGCCCCCGAGAGCACUCAGUGCCCGUUCACUCUUUCAGCGAGCGGGAGCCGGAUCCUGACAGUCAGACUAUUGAAAGUGGAACUCCUCAGAUACGCCAGCAGUAUACACAAGAUUGGUUGUUCACCGACUAUAAUGAGCUACAAGAGAGCGGGCUAGCUCGGCCCAAGUCGGCUAUUCACACACACUCAUCUGAUCAUAUUAGAGCCUCCCCAUCAGAUGUGGAGGCAUUCAAGGAGAUGACUCUCUGUGCACGGCAGCAGUUUAUUGCUACACUGGAUAAUAAAAAUGUGGUGUGGCCAGUCGAGCAGGCAUUUCCAGGCAUAUUGGCCAACCGGCCUCUUUAUAAGAAUAGGGUGACGCGCGUCCGCGCCCUCUACAGUACCUGGAAGAAUAAGUCCUUGGACCUGGCAUUGAGGAAAUUCAAUAGCUGGAUUCUCACCCUCUCUCCUCGACAGAUGCAAAAAAUCCGUAAUUCAACGGACUUUGUCCUGGUUUACCAGGCCAUAGCUAGCCAGUUUGAAUUUAGUUGGGUGUUUGAUGUCUUUCCUUGGGCCCAGCAGGUGUUGUCUAUCGAUGACUGCUCUGACCUAGCUAGGGACUGGCUAAAGUAUAUCACCACACAGCUAAUGACAUCGACUUACUUUGCAAGUGCUAAUGAGCAAUAUUCUAUGAAUGCAACCAAUGCUCCUGCACCAAAUAAAUGGAGCCGCUACAACGUGCUGGGGCUCUUUGAUGGUUUACAUGACUGUAAGAGGUUUCGGGGUAGGCUGAGUAUUCGUGACUUCCCCCGUCGCUCAACGCCUGUAGUUCCAAUGCGCCGUGCUCGUCUGCACAUUGAUGUCAAUGAAAUCCUGGAGGGUGACCCUUUCACAGUACAUACGACAGAGCGCCCCCUGUUGGAUGAUUCUGAUAUAUCAUACACAGACGAUGAGGCAGCUGUAACUGCAUCUCGUACUGCUUGGCAGUCGCAUGAAAAGACAGGUGAAGAGGAGAGAUAGGAGGAAGAUGAGGAGGAAGAUAUCAGCCAGACAAAGCAUAAUAUAUCUAGCAG
Aspergillus costaricaensis CBS 115574 is the source of this 1412-nucleotide messenger RNA. RefSeq lists its product as uncharacterized. The transcript is spliced from 4 exons. NCBI's taxonomy places the organism in Eukaryota, Fungi, Ascomycota, Eurotiomycetes, Eurotiales, Aspergillaceae. The record is from RefSeq and is a predicted model, not a curated record. The coding region runs from base 1 to 1359 and encodes 452 amino acids.